Diorhabda carinulata is the source of this 5149-nucleotide messenger RNA. RefSeq names its product prolyl 4-hydroxylase subunit alpha-1 (gene PH4alphaEFB). Gene Ontology annotation, biological process: peptidyl-proline hydroxylation to 4-hydroxy-L-proline. Lineage: Eukaryota; Metazoa; Arthropoda; Insecta; Coleoptera; Chrysomelidae. The record is from RefSeq and is a predicted model, not a curated record. Gene Ontology annotation, molecular function: protein binding; iron ion binding; procollagen-proline 4-dioxygenase activity. The transcript has 4 exons. Gene Ontology annotation, cellular component: endoplasmic reticulum. Bases 287 to 1912 code for a protein of 541 amino acids.
AAUAAUAAACAGCUUUUGUUGAUGAAUGUACUGUAUAUUUUCUGCGCUGAUGAUUACAGUUUUUGUUUAUAGUAAUCUUAAACUCUGGUAUUGGGUUCACGAUUUAUAAGAGUAGGAGCAUUGCAGUGUAACAUGUGUUUUAUAAAUUCGUGAUUUAAAUUACACAUUUAGUGGUAUGGUUUGAUGCACGUAGGUUUUACGUCGCGCUUAUAUUCAGAAGAUAAAUUGCUUCUGGAAUAAUCGAAGACUGAUAAUAAUUGGUGAUAGUUGUAAAAUAAUUUUAAACAUGAAUCUGUGCCAUCAUACAGUUCCUUUUUUGGUUUAUUUGUGUAUUGUUAACGUAUCCUGCGAAGUUUUUACCGCGUUGGCGGAUUUAGAAGAAUUAUUGGACACAGAAAAACUAGUUAUUGAUACCCUACAAAAUUAUAUAAAAGCCGAAGAGCAAAAACUUGAAUUAUUGAAGAGAUAUGCAGACUUUUAUCAGCAACAACAUAAUAGAGCCACCGAAGAUGUUCAAUUAUAUAUUUCUAAUCCUAUUAACGCAUACACAUUAGUUAAACGAUUAACCACAGAUUUGACUGAAUUAGAAAACCUAAUGGGUUCACAGAUUAGUAGAGACUUCCUCAAUAAUAUAACACAUUUCAAACAGACGAGAUUAUUUCCUACAGAUGAAGAUCUUAAUGGUGCAGCCGUUGCAUUGACUAGAUUACAAGAUACCUACAGAUUAGACACGUCGUCUUUAGCAAGAGGUGAAUUGAACGGUAUCAAAUAUAGUUCUGAGUUAACAGCAGCAGACUGUUUCGAAUUGGGUCGUCAGAGUUAUAAUAACGGGGAUUACUAUCAUACUUUAUUGUGGAUGACCGAAGCUGAAGAAAGGUUACGCGAUGAAGCUAACCACACGAUAAGUCAAAGCGAUAUUUUAGAAUAUUUGGCAUUUUCUACUUACAAGCAAGGUAAUGUACAUCUAGCUUUAGAUCUAACGAACAAGCUUUUGGAGAUUAUUCCAACGCACACAAGAGCAUUAGGUAAUAAAGUUUACUACGAAGACGAAUUACAGAAAACGACAGAUACUCCAAAAAAGAAAGGUGAUGACGAAUCUGAAGAGAUACAACAAGAUGAAGAAGUCCAUACAGCUGAAGCUGACCCCUAUGGAAAACAACACUACGAAUCACUUUGCAGAGGAGAAAUCCAACUUCCCCCCAAAAUGGUGGCGCAAUUAAAAUGCAGAUAUGUGACUCACAACAAUCCUUUUCUGCUCAUAGCUCCUUUUAAAGUGGAAGAAGCCCAUAUCAAUCCGAAUCUUUACAUAUUCCACGACGUCAUGUCAGAUCAAGAGAUAGAAACAGUUAAACGUUUAGCGAGACCGAAAUUUCAAAGAGCUACAGUACAGAAUUCAGUAACAGGAGAUUUAGAAGUAGCCCAUUACAGAAUAAGUAAAUCGGCCUGGUUAAAAGAACACGAACACAAACACAUCGCUGACAUUGCUAGGAGAGUUGAAGAUAUGACUGGACUGUCAAUGUCAACGGCCGAAGAACUACAAGUUGUUAAUUACGGUAUCGGUGGUCAUUACGAGCCCCAUUUUGAUUUCGCUAGAAAAGAAGAGAAAAACGCUUUCAAAAGCUUAGGCACUGGAAAUAGGAUAGCCACAGUUCUGUUUUACAUGAGCGACGUGUCGCAAGGUGGAGCUACAGUUUUCCCCGUUAUCGGUGCUGCUCUUUGGCCUAAAAAAGGUACUGCGGCGUUUUGGUACAACCUUCAUCCCAGCGGCGACGGUGACAUGUUAACUAGACACGCAGCUUGCCCUGUUUUAGCCGGAUCGAAAUGGGUAUCGAAUAAAUGGAUUCAUGAAAGAGGACAGGAGUUUAGAAGACCGUGCACGUUAGAACGACCACCAGAAAAUCUAAUAGUAUAAUGGGACAAUUAUUAGUAAAAAAAAAAUGGGCUUCACGUUUCAAUCGAAGAGUACGGAUAAUAAUAUAUUGAUGAGUUUUGAAGGAAAAUCCUUUCUAAUUCCUUUUUAAAUAUCAUUAUGUGGCGGAUCAAGAUACAUAAAAGUACAUUCGAUUUGGGAAAGCCACAGAGUGAUUAAAAAAUGAAAAAAUUAUAAGUGGGGAAAUAUUGCCGGAAACGAGUUCAAUGUUACUAUAUAGAGGUCACUAAACACUAAUAUUACGACAGAAAAAAUCUACGAGGUACCUAGUCUCCAGGUGAACGACAUCUACGUCUAAAAUCCGUGGUAAUUCGUUAUGGCGGCUCCACAUUAGCGCCGUUAAACUCCGUAAACAGACGUGGACGGUUUCCAUGGGGUUAACGCCUGUUCUCCAUGGAGAGUAUGAAAUGAAUUACCAAUAAAUUGAAAAAUUCACAAAGAAACACAUUGAUCGGCUCGAUGUAUUUCAGUCAUCCACCACCAUCUAAAUAGUGAUAUGUUGCCACAGCAAAUAAAAUUAUUGCAGCAGCAGCUUUCAUAUCCAUUUCGCUGCGGGUUUCAAGGACGAUUGAGAACAUACCGUGAAUAUGGAGGGCACACUUGUGCCGUAGAUUCAUGGCGGGAAUUCACGGUACUAAUGUGGAGCCACCAUACGAAAUCGGCCGAUUAUAUACAUCCUGGUGGCUUUCGAAGUCGCUGAACACGGAUAUCACGAUGGCGAUGACGUACGAAGCACCUGGUGCUUGGGAUUGCUUAUUUAUACGUAGUCUCCUGCAGCCACGUUGACAUUCGUUGUGAAAUUGGCCGUAUAUAAACAUCCUGGAGGUUUUUGAGGUCGUUGUACACGAAUAUCACGACUGCGAAGACCUACGAGGUACUUGGUGCUCGGGAUUGCUUAUUUAUACGUAGUCUCCUAGAGCCCCGUUGACAUUCAUUGUGAAAUUUACCGAUUAUAUACAUCCUGGGGGUUUUCGAGGUCACUGAACACGAAUAUCACGAUGACGAUGAUCUGUGAGGUACCUGGUGCUCGGGAUUGCUUAUUUAUACGUAGUCUUCUGAAGCCCCGCUUACAUUCGUUUUGAAAUUGUCCGAAUAUAAACGUCCUGGGGGUUUUUCGAGGUAGCUGAACGGGAAUAUCACUAUCAAUAUAAGGAGUCUACGAGGUUCUCAUUAUUGAGAAUUGUAGGUAAACUCAGAGUAACUAGUUCAUUUUCUUUUUUUCAUUUAAAAUUAUUCGGGUCAUUAAUUCUCGUUUUUUAAGCAUUUGAGAUGAACUUUUCCAAAUGCUUUUUCAUUUUUCCUCUUGAUGAAUGCAAGUUUCAUUUCUUAUUCAUAAUUUUUGUUCACAAAGUUUCUUGAGGCACUUUGUUGGGUCUUGAUCCGUCUUACUGUUAAUAAAUUUCUAAAUUUCGUGUUUUAUAUCCUUGACUUUGAUUUCGACAUGGCACAAGCCAUGGAGUUGUCCCCAAGCAACAAAUUUUCUACAUUCAAUGUCAUCAAGUGAUCAAUAUCUUGGCGGUGGAAUUAUACCAUAAACAAUUAAUUUUAUUUUGUUUAUAAAACGAAGUUUGUUAGACAUAUGCAAAUGUACAUGAAUUAACUGUAGCGAUUACUUCUUUGGCUACUGCUGGUCAAGUUUCCUCGUUCACCUCUUUUUGAAAAUAUUCUGCCAGUUUAAAAAUACAUUAGCAAGGAUUUUCCCCAGUAUCUAAUAAUUUCUAUUUAAUUUUUGUUUAUAUUAUUGUUGUAACAUGAUUUCAAAAUAUUUCAGCAUACACAGCUUGAAUGUAUCUUUGCUGGAGCUUUUAACUAUUGUUUAUGAUUUUGUUGAUAAAUUAUCUUGAUUUUGGGUACCUUUUAAUUAAAAUUUCGUUUAAAAACAAGAUAAUUCGUCAACUAAACUAUAUAUUAAACACAAUAGAUACACACUGGCGACAUCGGGUAGUUGGUGCGGUGCUUUGAUGGUAAAAUACCUUAGACGAGCGGUAAAAGUGUCUUUUCGACAGAAUCUCUACACCUGGAUCGGUAUUCUCAGGUCCUCAAUGUCGUUGAAUGCGAGGAAAUCGAAAGAGAAGUGCUUUAUUUUAUUCGCAUGUAAAUAGACAAUUCUAACCUAUCAUUUUUAUUGAUUCAGGAAUUGUUUUGGAAAAUAAUACCUCAAUAAUUUUGUAAAUGUAUCCACUCACUGAUGAUUGGGAGAUAUCGAAACAAUAAUUAUUACCUACAUCUUGCUGGCAACUACCAGUACCAAAAAACUUCAAUGCUGCCAAUAACUAAAUGAAAUAAUUUCAUUUUAAAAUUUAGAGGGCAUUAACAACUUUUAAUAGUAUAUAAAUAUUAUAAUAAAUACCUAGAAGCUAAAUUUUUGUGAUAAUUUUAUAUAAAUCAAAACCAAAUAAACAGUGAAACAGUUCAAACUACUGUAGUUUUUACAGGUUCGUCCUAAUUGUGUCUAAAGAUAUCCGAAAGUUUUUUUGUUUAACCGAAAUAUUUUUUUAAAUUGAUAAUCACCGAGUUGUAUUAGAGGGUAUCUUAAGACAACUUCUUCUAGUUCUUCCAGCAUUGGCCGCCCACUCUGAAUCAGACGCCGUUUGCAACCGCCCAAUCUGGGAACGGACAGCUGGUCAAUAAGAUAGGAGAAUACAAUGGGCCUAAACUUCAAUACCAAAAAACAAAAUUUAUGAUUAUUUCGAGAAACAUAAAUGUUUGAAAACGCCACCAUAACACCGUAGAAUCCUUGGAAGGCUAGAUUGAAAAACGAAGAAAUUCUGAUCGAAGGUAAAAUUGAAAAAAAGAGGGAUCUGAAAGAAGAAAAUAUCUUGACUGCGAAACAUCAAGCAGUGGAGAGGACUAUACCAUAUACAAUCCUCAAUACACACCGCAAGAAAUAGAGAAGCGAUGGAAAAUGUUAUCGCGAACAUCCAUUAGUGGAUAUGCAUUGAAAUAAAUAUAAUGAUAGGUUAGAAUUGUCUAUUUACAUGCGAAUGUGAAAUGAGCACUCGUCUUUGGCGGGAACGUUCCUAUUGCUAGGAGAAGGCAUGAGAAUCGAGACAACAAUGAAUUUCGAUCCCCUCGCAUUCAACGACAUCGAUAUCGCUCCAAGGAAGGACCUGAGAAUACCGACUCUGGUCGCUUCUUUUGAGUAAUUUCGUAUAUAUUCGAUUUUUAUAUCUACUACCACUUAUCGAUUUUCUUUCAAACUAAUUACCAAAAAAUAAA